Symbiodinium natans is the source of this 372-nucleotide messenger RNA. The record is from the annotation of a GenBank genome assembly. NCBI's taxonomy places the organism in Eukaryota, Dinophyceae, Suessiales, Symbiodiniaceae.
AUGCGUCUCCGCCUCUGGGUGCUUUCAACCCUCUUCGCCGGCGGCGCGCUGGCUUCCGGAGACUCCGACGCACCAUCCGAGCUCAACGCAGGACUUCAAGGUGCCAACGCUGGCUCUGGGAAGAGGCUGCCGAGGCCGUGGUAUCAAAUCUACGAGAGCAACGUCAAGACGAUCAUCUUCUACUCGCUGAGCGCCGUCGUCGUGAUCGGCUUCCUUGGCGACAAGUAUUACGAGCACCUCCGGCUCCGGCGGAAGAGCGCGCGCACCACGUCGCAGACGCGGAAGCAGGAGAGGCCGCUGGACACCGGCCGGCAGGAGGUGCUUGCAGAAGCGAUCAAGACAGUGAUCCGGCGCAGGGGUCCAGAUGCUUGA